Messenger RNA from Leptinotarsa decemlineata (Colorado potato beetle), 1253 nucleotides. RefSeq names its product microtubule-associated protein tau (gene tau). Gene Ontology annotation, cellular component: neuron projection. Gene Ontology annotation, molecular function: microtubule binding. The record is from RefSeq and is a predicted model, not a curated record. Gene Ontology annotation, biological process: microtubule cytoskeleton organization; neuron projection development. Lineage: Eukaryota; Metazoa; Arthropoda; Insecta; Coleoptera; Chrysomelidae.
GUGUUUCUCAAAACUCAGUGAACCAUCCUUGCAUAGUGUGCUGGUAGAAGUUAGGUUAAAGGGUUUAAAAUUAGAAAAUGUCGGAACAACCAAAUAGCCUGAUAAAUGGUCCUUCAACUGAUUAUAGUAAGGAUAUGCCAAAACUACAAAACGGAAACGGUCCCCAAUCGUUACCUCCACAAUACGAAGGCCCUCCUAUUAAUCCGCAAAGGCCUCUAACCAGAGUUGACAGCAGAAGCAAUUUCCAAUUCCGUCCUCCUUUUCCCAAUCAACCAGGGACUCCAAUCAGGCCAGGACCAGGGCAAGUUCGUCAGUCUUUACCACCAGGUUCACAGCAAUUUCUACAAAGGAACCCUAACGCAGUGCCUAUACAACGACUACAGGGAUCAAUUCAAGGUCCGCAAGGAAUUUCACAAGGGCCAGCUCCUGGUUUUCAAGGCAUUUCUCAGGGACCACCUGGUCAACCAUUUCCAGCAAACCAACAAAGAGCCGGCUUCAGACCUCAGACUCCUUUCCCAAGACAGGCAUUUCCUAAUCAAAGACCUCCAGGCAUAUUUCAACAGAGAUCAGUUCCCAGUUUUGGGAAUUUGAGACCCCAAAUUCAGGAGGAAUUAGGUAGAAGUCAAACUCUGGAUACUUCAGAGACUGAUCAUUCUAAUAUACCUAAUGACAACAAAAUCAACAGCAAUGAUUAUAUUAAAGCACCCUCCAUAGCUGCUAUGAACAACAGAAGCUUCAGCUUGAGCUCGAACCCUCCUGAACCAACCGGAGAGACUAGAGAGGAAGCUAGACGUAGAUCUGUGAGCAGCGUAGAUAGUAUGGGAGAGGGAAGACCGGGUUCAAGGCCAUUGUCUAGACAGAGUUCCGUUUCUGGCUCCAACGAGAAUUUGGAUAAGAAGCCGGAUAAUGAAAUUCCAUCUAGACCAGAGUCAAGGUCGACCUCCAGAAUGAAUAAGAUUAUUGAAGAUGAGGAUCUGUCCACCAAUUCGUUAACGGAAAUUUCCCAGAAAAGUCCGGAUCUGAGCAAUAUAAGUCCGAGUACAAGCAAUUCUCCAUCUCAGCCAACCGUUAGCAAGACUCCGGACAGCGCAGGAAGUCAACCUGUAGCCAGAGAACCUCUGGAAAAUGGCACCAAGGAUGGGCCAAGUGGGACCGGAAAAUACUUGGAUUUGGGAAAACCGCCGAAGCCAAAAUCUCCAGCGAGAUCAGAAGGCGAUAACGACAGUGGUGUGGAUGAAUCUACUCAAGGAAAC